This is a messenger RNA of Clonostachys rhizophaga, 339 nucleotides long. Lineage: Eukaryota; Fungi; Ascomycota; Sordariomycetes; Hypocreales; Bionectriaceae. The record is from the annotation of a GenBank genome assembly.
AUGUCCUCGGUGAUUGGCUGGUCAUUCUUUUCUGGCAGCCAGGCUGCUCCACGCUUCCUGAACUCGCUCGCGAUCGCAAUUCCAGGUCUCAGCAUCAGCAUUCCCGGACUGCUGCAAGAUAUCUGGGGAGGAAUUUUGAAAGCCGUACCCAAAAACAAGACGUCCCACUCGCGAAAGAGGCACAGGCAGAUGGCUGGAAAGGCAUUGAAGGAUGUGAAUCACUUGUGCAAGUGCCCAGGAUGUGGCGCCGUCAAGAGGACGCACCGCCUCUGUGAAAACUGCUUGCAAGAGAUGAGAAGGAUAUGGCGCGAGGAUUACCCCAACGACAAAUCAAUCUAA